AUGGCGCCCAAGGCCCCUCUCUUCGUCUAUGGAACAGCCUGGAAGGAAGACAGGACUGCUGGGCUCACCGAGAAGGCUGUUGUGAACGGCUUCGCUGUUGUCGACACCGCCAACUACCCGACAGCGUACAACGAGCCGUUGACUGGUGAUGGGAUUGCUGCCGCGAUCCGGUCCGGCAUCAAACGCAGCCAUCUGUUCAUCCAGACCGAAUUCACUCCCGCCUGGGCGCACGGCAAGGACAAGAUCCCUUUCAACCCUGACCAGAGAGUGGAGGGCCAGGUAAAGGAUUCGAUCCAGCAGAGCGUCGAGCACCUCCAAGUUGACUACUUGGACGCCCUCCUGCUUUAUGUCCCCUUUUCAGAUGACGAUGAUAUGCUCACGGCCUGGAAAGUCUUCCAGACCUUUGUGCUGAAUACUAUCUGCUCCCUCGGCAUCUCUAACGUUGAGCUAUUGCAGCUGGAGAAUAUCUACGCCAACUCCACUGUGAAGCCGACUACAUACGACGUUACCUACCAGGCAUUCUGGAUGCUCAGGCACAACCUAGAGGUCCUGGACUCCAAUCUCCUGGCUUCCGUGGCCAAAAAGAUGAAGGUUGAGAAGGAGCUUGCUUUCUAUAUCCUCAUUCUGGGUUUGGGCGGGACGCAGGUCCUCAAUGGCACGACCAGGUCUGAGACCAUGCUUGAGGACUUGAGGACUGUCGACCAAGUGUUUGAAGACGAGACGCGACUGCGUGGCUUGCAGCCAGACGUUGACGAGUUCCGCAAGCUUCUGCUCAAGCUUGUCAGUUGA
Molecule: messenger RNA, 789 nt
Organism: Ilyonectria robusta
Lineage: Eukaryota; Fungi; Ascomycota; Sordariomycetes; Hypocreales; Nectriaceae
Product: NADP-dependent oxidoreductase domain-containing protein
Exons: 3
Coding region: 1-789 (262 amino acids)
Cellular component (GO): cytosol
Molecular function (GO): aldose reductase (NADPH) activity
Source: RefSeq, a predicted model, not a curated record